Trichobilharzia regenti is the source of this 5046-nucleotide messenger RNA. Lineage: Eukaryota; Metazoa; Platyhelminthes; Trematoda; Strigeidida; Schistosomatidae. The record is from the annotation of a GenBank genome assembly.
AAUUUGAUGUUUCAUGAGAAAACCAAAAGAAAGCGAUAUUUCGAAUAGAGAAAAGAAUUAUUCAAAUAAUCUAGGUACAUAACUGAAAGAUAUUUUCUGUGGAUAGUUCUAACAAAAAAGCAAACCCUUCUCAUUAAAUCUCGUACAUUUAAAAAUUUAACAUUCACAUACAAAUAAUAAACUUUAUUGCGAAUAACACAACCUGGAAACAACUUAUAAAAUUACCUCUUAAAAAUACUGUCAAUUAAUUUGGAGAAAACAAACUUCAUCGAAAGAAGAUUUACGAAAGUAACAAAAAUAUGGAAGAAAAUGAAAUUAUCUUGAAAAUUAUACAAAAUCUACCAAAAAUUGAAGUUAACAAAGAUCCUGAUAAUAGUUCAACUGGAGUGAAUCAAACGGACUCUGAUGAAGAUUUCGAUGCAGGCGCUAAUGAUGGAUGUCAAUUUCGAUAUGAAGAGCAUCGAGGCAGUAAUCUGGUACUACAACAUAUCACUGGACGACGUGGAUCAUUUUUGUAUAGGCAAGACACUAAUUCAGGUCAUUCACACUACAGUUCAAGGCAUGAAUCAAUCACAGGGGAUGAAUUGAGUAGACAUCAAGUCGAUGAACCGAUUGUAACACCAUUUGCACAAAUUUUGGCUAGUUUAAGAAAAGUUCGAACAAAUUUUAUCCUGUUAACAAAUGUAACAAGUACAAGAGAUUCACGAUUUGGUGCUGUUCAGCCAAUGCAGGCCAUCGAAGACGGUACUAAUUCAUCAUCAUAUUCAGAACUCAAAAUUGGUUCUUCUGGACAGGCAAAGGUGACAGCUACUGAAACUCUAGAAGAACUUGAAUGGUGUUUAGAAAGACUGGAAAAUAUACAGACUCAUCGAUCUGUCAGUGAUAUGGCAUCAAGUAAAUUUAAAAAGAUGUUAAACAAAGAAUUGAGCCAAUUCGCUGAUGGUGGUCAAAGCGGCAAACAAAUUUCAGAAUAUAUCUUCUCAACAUUUUUAGACUCUAAAGAAAAUGAUCCACUGAAUAGCCCUUCAUCCAUGAUAACAACCACACCGCACGGUAGCGGUGGAAGUAAUACACAUGGUGUAUGCAAUAACAGCAAUAACUCAGAGAUGACGACGUGUUCCUCUUCAUCUGUUCCAAAGAAAGCAGAUUCAUCUGGGAUACAUAUUGCAACAAGACCUAUUGAAUUAGAUCAUGUACUGCCCGCGGUGACUACACUUCCUAACUCGACAACAACAACAACAACACAUAUUACUGAUGGGCAUAUAACAACAAAAAUCAGUGGAAUCAGUACAAAUAACAGUUUGUCUACCUCAGUCGGUACAAUGUCUGUAUCUACUUCAGUGGUUAAUUCUUCAUCAUCAACGGCAUCUCCACUGGUAUCAUUAUCAGUUGCAUCGUCAGGAAUUGAUGAAAUAAGGAGUGGAGAUGAUAAAAGUACUGGAAAACUCCAGUCGAAUACUUCUGAGAAUAACAGUAAUAAUCCUUCUAUUUUUGUCCCUACACCUAGUCCUCCUAUUCAUUUUCAACAUCCCCAUCAACAUCAACAUCAUCAUCAUCACCAUCAUGAACACUCUAGUGAGAAUAAUUUGCCAACCUCAAUUGUACCGUAUAUAAUGAAUUCUAAAAAUCCUGCUAGACUUGAAGAACUGUUGCAAAAUUCACUCGACCUAUGGGGGAUCGAUAUUUUUGAAAUUGACCAGCUAACAACACAUCCUCUCACUUGUAUAUUUUUCAAUAUUGUACAGAAAAGAAAUCUUUUACAACGAUUUUCUAUACCUGAAAGUAAUUUAAUUUUAUAUAUGAAUGCUGUAGAAGAAAAAUACAAUGACAAUCCAUAUCAUAAUUGUAUUCAUGCAGCUGAUGUUGUCCAAUCAACACAUAUACUGUUAAAUGCUCAGUCAUUAGAGUCGGUUUUUACAGAUUUAGAAAUUUUUACCGUCCUGUUUGCUUGUGCUAUUCAUGAUGUUGGGCAUCCAGGCGUUACAAAUCAAUAUUUAAUCAAUACAAAUGACAAAUUGGCAAUUUUAUACAACGAUUCAUCUGUACUCGAGAAUCAUCAUUUAGCUAUUGCAUUUUCACUACUCGGUCAACCAGGUCAUGAUGUUUUUGAGAAUUUUCCAAGGAAACAACGACUCAGUUCUAGACGUAUGAUUAUUGAUAUGGUUUUAGCUACAGAUAUGUCAAAGCAUAUGAGUUUACUGGCUGAUUUAAAAACAAUGGUUGAAACAAAGAAAGUGGCUGGAUCUAGUAUUCUUACACUGGAAAGUUAUAUUGAUAGAAUGCAGAUUUUACAAAAUAUGGUACAUUGUGCUGAUUUAAGCAAUCCAGCUAAACCAUUAGAUUUGUAUAGACAAUGGACAGGUCGUGUUAUGGAAGAACUUUUCCGUCAAGGGGAUAAAGAACGUGAAUUAGGCAUCGAUAUUAGUCCGAUAUGUGAUAGAAAUACAGCGACUAUAGAAAAAUCACAGGUGAGUUUCAUCGAUUACAUUGUUCAUCCAUUAUGGGAGACAUGGUCCGAUCUAGUAUAUCCAGAUGCACAAAAUAUCCUUGAAACCCUAGAAGACAAUCGUGAAUGGUAUUUCAGUCAAAUUAAUGAAACCAACAACGGGGAUAUGAAUAAUAAUGAUGGUGAUGAUGAUGAUAAUAAUAAUAAUACUGAAGAUAAAAAUAAAACUACUACUACUACUACUGCAGAGAAUGAAGAAUAAACCCAUGAAACAAAAGAGGAGAACCACAAAUUAUAGCCAAAUGUCAUACACACAUAAACAUACCUAGUGAGAAUGUGAUAUACACACACAUUCUCUGUAUUUGUGUAUUUUUCAAUCAAAAAGUGUUUCACAUGUGUGUGCGUUAAUUUGCAUUUCAAUUGGUUUGAUUCGAUUUCCAAAAAAAACAAUACUACAGUCAAACAGACAGGGAUAUGCGUUGCAUAACUGUGAAUUAAAUUAACAUUUCUCUGGUAUUAUCAUUAUUACUACUAUUGUUAUUACGCAUCUAAUUCUAUCAAUAAUAAUAAUAAACUUAAACUACUGUUCAAAGUAAUCCCUAUGAAUUUUGUUUUCUUCAUACGUUUUGAAAUUGUCCGUCCAAUGGUAUUCAUUUCUCCACCCCACCCCACCCCAGCCCACCAUAACUCAACCCCGUCUUCCCCUCCCCCCCCAACCUUGUUCCGCACACACCUGCUGUAUGCAAUCCUUUUGCUUUUGUCAUUUCCUGUGAACAAUUAACUGGUUUCAUCCGCUCCCCUCUAUCUCUCUGUCUGUCUUUAUUUCUCAACUUUAAAAAAUCAAUAAUAAUAUGUAUGUAUUGCACAUCAUAGGAUGAUGCCUACAUUUAUGUGAUUCUUUGAUGUGGAGUAAGCAUAGAAGACAAACUGUUUGUAAGCUUAUUAUGUAACUAUCGGUCAAGUUAAUCUAUGCAUAGAUGUAUACAUACAUACAAAUAUGUGCUUGCUCAAUUUCUGCAUUUCUCUUACUCUGAAACACACCCACUCACCCACCCCCGGCCGCGGCAAUAUGGAGGAAUAUUGCAAUCACAUACAGACACAAGGAAUCUUCCUCUCUCUCUGCACUUUACCCUUUACAAAUAAACAGUUUGAUUCUAGAGUCUUCCCAUGACAAUGAUUUUUCUUUUCCUUUCUGGUGCGAUUUCUAUUACUAGACAGUAGAAAGUGACUCUCUUAAAAUCUGAUUUUCUUUUCGUCUUCUCCUCUUUCUUGUGAUAUGUAAUAUGUUGUAUGCAUAACAUUAUUCUUUCUUAUUUUCUCAAUAUUUUCGUUCAUAUUGCCCAGUAAACACACAAACACACUGUUUUUGACUACUUAUAAACAUGUGUUUGUAAGUAGCAAGUGAAUGAGUGGGUGAGUGAGUGAGUGAAUGAUCGAAUAUAUAUAUAUAUAUAUAUAUAUAUAUAUAUAUAUAUAUAUAUAUAACUCUUACGAUAAAGCUUGUAUAAACUGAAAAAACAGGCGGUUAGUCAUAUAUUGAAUAUGAUCCAGUCGACGACAACGGCAACAACGGUAACAACAACAACCACAAACUCACAACAAUUGGAUUAUGUUGUUUAGUGUUCUACUUCAACCCUUGUCUUAAAUAAAUUAUCAGUUAACCAACCAACUAACUAGCUAGCUAGCUAUAGCAGCAGAUUAUGAAAUAUUAAUCAAUCAAUCAAUUAAUUAAUCAAUCAUACAAUAUUAUACAGUGGGUAUACAAACACACACACACACACACACUGCACACACGAAUACACAUACAACGAAAACUGAAAUGAUCUUCUGCCAAUAAAGAAAAAAGGUGUGUGUGUAUAUCACUGUCUGCUUUGUUUACUCUUCCCCUCGUCACUCUCUUGUUGUUAUUGCUGCCGCUGCCGUAUUAGUAGUUGUUAUUGUUGUUGUUGUUUUUACUGCUGGUGCUGCUGUUGUUCUUGUUGAUUUUUUUCUGUAUUUACUCGUUUCUUUGUUUGUUUGUUUUUCAACCCCCCCCACCCAAAAAAAACAAAUGAACGAACGAAUCAAUGAAAUAUACAUAUAUAACGCAGAAAUAAGUCAUAAAUAAAGACAAUAUUGAAUCAUAUGGAAGCAGUAAAAGUGAAAUCUAUAUAUACAUAUAAAUUAGUAAACAAUAAGAAAGAGAAAAAAAUCAAUAACAACAGACUUUUUGUCAUCAUCUACGUCAUCUCUAUCCUCAUCUACAUCAUCUCUUACUCCUUCUGCCUCUCCCUCUCUCACUGUUCUUCUCUUUCUAUCUUUCCCUCUUUUUAUCUCUCCACCCCCUUCCAUUUCUAUUGUAUUUGUUUGUUAAUAAUAAUAAUCAUUUAUUCAAAUGAUGCUGAAACAGCUGUCCUGAAUUUAUUGAUUUUUUUGUUUUGUUUAUUUGUUUUUGUUUCUUCCUCUCAUCCUCAACUGCCACCCACCCACUCACCCCACAAAAGAAAACAUAAUAUAACAUAACAGAACAAACAAAUCAACGUUAAAACUGAAUAAUUGUACAAAUCAUAUACAUAUACACAAACAUUUAUAAUAUGCAAUAAACUACUAUUGUUAAUUGU